AGUGUACUUCAAGUGCUUUCUUUGCAAACGGAUCUGAUUGGUUGAUCUGAAAUUAAAAGUAAAUCUGAUUAGCUACGCCAUGUUGUUAUUAUCUUCUCGAAUGAACAUGGUGUGACCAAUAGCUCAUCGAAUUUACAAGAUAUCGCAUAAUGUUGAAUAUGAGAUUUGGCGGGUCUUUUCUGUUAAAUAACGAUUGAAAUACCAGUUGCUGGCCUGAGUAUAUUCAUCGCUGAUUGGAUCAAAUAUGGCCAUAAAAAAUAGAAAGAAGAAGAAGAACGAUUGAAAUCAUUGUGAUUUAUCGAGCAAAAGUAUUUCAUGAAUGACUACAUAAAGUGAGACAAAAACUAUGGAUUCAUUAAGUAAAAAACAUAGUUAUCCUGUUGAAAAGGAAUUGAUGGAAAAAAGUUAUGUGAAAGAUUACACAGAAGCAGAAGUUGAAGAGUGUCUAAGGUUUGUAAACAGUAGAGAUACCAAUACAAAGAAAUCUGAAUUCAAUACAUUACUUGAAAAAUUGGAAGAUAAUGUGCAAAAGCUCUAUGUGGAAGAUUUAGCAAAAGAUUAUCAAGAGUGUAAUUUUACUUAUAAUCCAAAAUGUAAUUUGCCAAUUGUUUCUAUGAAAGAUAGAUUAUUAUCAAUAAUUGAGACGAAUUCUGUAGUUAUUAUUCAAGGACCAACUGGUUGUGGAAAGACCACUCAGAUUCCCCAAUUUAUUCUUGAUGCUAAUAUCAAGAAGAAGCUUUCCUGUAAUAUUAUAGUUACACAACCAAGACGAAUUGCUGCAAUAAAUGUUGCUAAAAGAGUUAGCCAAGAAAGCGGAUGGACUCUUGGUAGUCUCAUAGGUUACAAAGUUGGCAUGCAGGUGGAAAAUUCACAUGAAACCCGUUUAACAUAUUGCACUACUGAAAUCCUCCUCAAUAUCUUGAUACGUGAAAAACAUAUGUUAAGAUAUACACAUAUUAUAUUAGAUGAAAUUCAUGAACGGGAUCAAGAAUUGGAUUUUCUCCUACUAAUUGUUAAAAAAUUGUUGCAAACAAAUUCUAGACAAGUCAAAAUUAUUCUUAUGUCGGCAACGAUUAAUGUAGUAAAAUUCGCAGAGUAUUUUUCUACCAAAAUAGGAAAUGAACUAGUGCCACCACCAAUUAUCAAGAUUCCAGAAAAAAGAAAUUUUAAGAUUUGUACAUAUUAUCUGGAUGAGAUAGAAAAUCUGGAAACAAUACCAGAAGUGUCUGUAGAACCAAAAGUCACUAAAAAUAUGAUUAAUGUUUGCUUCCUUAUCAUCAAUGCUUUGGAUCUAAUUGAUAUAAAUGAUAAUGAAGAUUCAGAUUCACUUCAGAGACACGCCGUUCUCAUAUUUUUACCUGGAAUUUAUGAAAUUGAAGAAAUGUAUAAUUAUUUAUUAGCUCAUCAUAUGAAUAAAUUGUGGGACUUGGUGAUUUUGCAUUCAUGGAUUUCUAGUAAUGAACAGCAACGGGUUUUUUAUAAACCUCCGGAAGGUUACAGGCGCAUUAUACUUUCCACAAAUGUUGCUGAAAGCAGUAUUACUGUACCAGAUAUAAAAUAUGUGAUAGAUUUUUGUCUUGUAAAAGUAAUGGAAGUUGAUCCCAUUACUCAUUAUCAAAGUUUAAAACUUUGUUGGGCAAGUAAAGCGAAUUGUAUACAACGAGCUGGUCGUACAGGUCGUGUAAUGAAUGGCAGAGUAUACAGAUUAGUGCCAAAAUCAUUUUAUGAUAAUAUUUUUAAUAACGAGAGCACUCCGGAAAUACUCCGCGCUCCACUCGCCAAUAUUGUUCUUCGUGCCAAGAUUUUCGACCUUGAUGAACCACGUGCCCUUCUCUCUCUUUCUCUGGAUCCACCUUCUGUCUCUAAUUUAGCAGCCACUAUCCUGACUCUAAAGGAGGUCGGAGGAUUAGUAAAUGAAGAUGAUUCCUUUCAACCUUUUGAUGGGAAAUUAACUGAUCUCGGCAGAAUAAUGGCAUUUCUUCCACUUGAUAUACAAAUUACGAAAUUAAUUAUGCUAGGUCACGUUUUUGGAGUUUUACGGGACGCUAUUAUUUUGGGGGCCAGUAUGACCAUCAAGGAUGUUUUUAACACACAAUGGCACUGUAAUGUUUCUUCUUAUGCCACUCGUAGAAAAUGGGCUUACGAUUCUGACAGCGAUUGCAUCGCUAUUUUAAAUGUUUACAAAAUGUGGCAAAAUGAAAAAGCGAAUCGUCGAUUAGCUACUUGUCAAGCUGAAAGACAAUGGGCCGAGAGAAAUGGAGUCCAACUAAAAACUCUACGCGAAUUACAUGUUCUGAUAAAUGAGAUCACUCAGAGAUUGAUGAAGUUUGGAAUUGAGGAGAGUAUUGGAACUAAUAAAAGCAUCUGGCAAGAUACUGAUCGUGAUUUUGUACUUCAAGUCAUUCUCGCAGGAGCAUUCUAUCCUAAUUACUUUGUCAAACGUAUACAAAAUUUGGAAGUUCAUAAAGAAAAUAUUAUAAAGAGCGUAGGUAUCUUAGAUCCCAUGAAGACAGUUUAUCUAAGAGGAUGGCCAAUAGAUCAACCUGGAUAUUUGUAUGCUAAAAAAUUCCAAGAGAUUUUUGCUAAGCAUCAAGGAAUUCUAGAAAAUCAAAUAGUAGUGUUUUUUGAUAAAUCAAAACGUGUUUAUGUGCAAUUUCGCGAGAAAAUGCCUAUUAAUGAUAAUUUUUACAAUAUAUCAAAUUUUGUGUAUCAGGCUAUCAAGAUGAGGCAUUGUAAUGUGCCAAUCAAGAUAAAUUUGUUGAACAUAGGAGAAGCACUUAAAAGGGCAGAAUAUCAUGACAUUCAUCAAUUUGAACGAACUCUUUUCUUUCAUAAGGAUUUAAGGAAGAUAGAGAGCGAUAGUUAUAAAAUCAAGCCCAAAUUGCCAGGACUUGAUGUCACUUUUAUACCUCUAUUUAUACAAACUAUUAUUAGCCCUGGCUGUUUCUGGGCGAUUCUCAAUAAUAAUGACACCCAUUUUAAGUUACGAAUUAUUGAAAAGAUUUUGAAUAAUCGCCCAUUAAAAGAACUUUCUUUACCUCCAAAAAUUUCAACUAUAAUCGCCGCUCCUAUGGAAAGAAAAGAUUCUUUAAUUUAUCAUCGUGCUAUAAUUGAAGACUUCACUUUAGGACUUGGACAACUAGUUGACGUUUUUUUCAUUGACAACGGUCACUCCUCUCGAGUUCGAUAUAGUGAUCUAAGAGAAAUUAAUGAUGUCCAAAUUUUGGAAAUACCUCCUUUAGCAUUCCAGUGUAAUUUAGCUUUUCUGCGACCUUCAAAUCAAGCUAAUUUUCAUGGUCGUUGGUCAAAAAUUUCGAAAAAUUAUUUUGAAAUGCAAAUUAAGAAAAUGAGUAAGAUUUUUGGAAAGAUUUAUUCAGUUGUUGAUAAUAUCGUUAAUUUGGAAUUGAUUGCUAUUAAUAAAAAAGGAGAAGAAUUUAAUAUUAAUGACGAUAUGAUAGAGAAAGAAUAUGCUAGAAGAAAAGAGGAAAAUUAUUUAUCGACAUAUAAUCAUGAAUUGAGAGUGAGUAUAAACAACUUUAAAACAAUAUCAAAGGAGGAAAAGAAAUUUUAUGAAGAGGAACAGUAUAAUAAGGAUCAUUUAUUAAAAUAUCCUGAUCCACCUAAAGAAGAAGAGUGCAAUUUCAGCAUAAAACUUCAAGGUCCGUACUCUCCCUUAGAAAUGGAGUUGACCCAAUUGACAUCAGUCGGGAAAUUUAAAAAAAUAUAUAUAGAAUCGAAUUCUGUGAAUAGUGUCCUUUUGGAUGACGAUCACGAUCAAUCAUUGGGACGUCUUUUGGUCGCUCAGAUUGUCAAUCAAAAUUCAAAUAAUGGAGAAUUAAUUUUGAGAAAUACCACUUUCCUACCAAAUAUUCCUGGACUUGCAGCAUUGUUUGCGCUAAGUUUCGCACCGCGCAUGGAAUUGAGAUGUAAUUCACGAAGGACUCAUUACAUAGGAGCUUUAUGUGGUUUGGGAUCGAUGGAUAAUUGCUCUGAACAGGCUGUGUUCCCUGAUCAUGAUAUGGAAAUUAAGUUUGAUGUGGAAAUCACGAUUGACGAUAUUAAAGAGAUAAAUAAAUUACGUUAUUGGAUAAAUGCAGGAAUGCAAAUAGAUAAAACUUCCAAUUGUGAGCAUAUUAUAAACUGUCAGAAUAAAAUUAAACAUAUUUUGCUUGAACUAAGAGACAAACAAAGAAAAUUACGAAAUUUAGUGAACGACGAGAUCGAUGAUUGUUCUAAUAAAUGGAAUUAUUAUAAUAAAUUAUAUUUUUUACCAUCCGUUCGAGAAACAACGAGACAAUGCGAUAUUUAUCCGUUGCAUAAAGCAUUAGAACUACGGGAGAUAAAUAAGAAAAAGGAGGAAAUGAUAGAGCAUCUUUUGGAAUUGCAACGUUUUGCUUACGAAGAUGUACAUAAGAUGAAGAACGUGACCAUUUUCUGUAAGCUGUGUGAAAUAGAGACACUCGGUCUGUUGGAAUUACGUAGUCAUCUUUAUUCAGAACAACAUAUAAGAAAUGAGAAAACAUUACAGAAUUAAUUAGAUUAUUAUUAUAUCAUUAUUAUAUAUGAAGAAGUUAUUGCUAAAUCAGAGCCAAGUAUUUUGCCAAAUAUUUUG
Camponotus floridanus (Florida carpenter ant) is the source of this 4612-nucleotide messenger RNA. RefSeq names its product probable ATP-dependent RNA helicase spindle-E. Gene Ontology annotation, molecular function: RNA binding; ATP binding. The coding region runs from base 347 to 4534 and encodes 1395 amino acids. Gene Ontology annotation, cellular component: intracellular anatomical structure. The record is from RefSeq and is a predicted model, not a curated record. Lineage: Eukaryota; Metazoa; Arthropoda; Insecta; Hymenoptera; Formicidae. The transcript has 13 exons.